AUGGCCACGUCUUACGAUUAUGAGAUGGGUGGUCACUGGCGCAACGAAAUCACAACGACAGCCCGGCGAAACUCGCUUGGAGAGCAGGAGCAUCUAGUAGCUACAACUAGGCAACGAAGGACGACACAGGGUGAAAGACAAGGUCGUCAUUCACAGUCUAGUACUAGACAUGCGCAACCAAGUCCUGUCGUUCAAGGUACACGACGAGUCUCCCAAACAGCAAAUCGGGCGGAGAUAUUGGAGAAUUUAGAGAUUGAGAUGCGGCGUAGGGGCAUCAUAACGGACAAUCCUGAAGAAAAUGUCGCGCUGUAUGAACGUCUAACAACAAGAGGACCGCCGCACAUUCCUCGUGCAAGACCAAAUGCUGCUGGAAAUUCUACUCGCCGACGUUAG
This is a messenger RNA of Belonocnema kinseyi, 393 nucleotides long. RefSeq lists its product as uncharacterized. The record is from RefSeq and is a predicted model, not a curated record. The transcript is spliced from 4 exons. The coding region runs from base 1 to 393 and encodes 130 amino acids. Lineage: Eukaryota; Metazoa; Arthropoda; Insecta; Hymenoptera; Cynipidae.